Molecule: messenger RNA, 3256 nt
Organism: Tigriopus californicus
Lineage: Eukaryota; Metazoa; Arthropoda; Copepoda; Harpacticoida; Harpacticidae
Product: kinesin-related protein 8-like
Exons: 1
Coding region: 16-3132 (1038 amino acids)
Biological process (GO): microtubule-based movement
Cellular component (GO): kinesin complex; microtubule
Molecular function (GO): ATP hydrolysis activity; microtubule motor activity; microtubule binding
Source: RefSeq, a predicted model, not a curated record
CACUCUUUGGAACGGAUGCUCGGGGACAUAGACGCCAUGGACGUCCCGGUGCGCAUUCCCCUGGCCACACCUCCUCCCCCUCCUCCCCCCACGUCUGAUGAGCCCUUACCCAUCGUUGUAGCGUGUCGUCUGAAACCAAAUCCGAGCAACGAACCUACAGCUUUGUGGUGUCACCAUGCUACCUUGGAGAACGCCACCCUCACUUUUCUCAAUCCUGAUCCCGCGCAAUCCGCCUCAGGGGGCGGAAACCCCUCAACUGUUAGUGAGAAUUUUCACUACGUCUUGAACGAGUCCACUUCUCAAGAAACCGUGUUCCAAACGUGUAUUGCUCAAUUCUUGCCCCUGGUCCAAGUGGGAUACGAUCUGACCUUGAUGACCUAUGGACCGGCGGGGGCCGGAAAAACUCACACGUUGGUAGGCUCAGAUCUACCUUUGGCCAUGAACGAAUCGGAUUUUGGACUAGUCCCGCGAGUGAUUCGUCAACUCUUUCACGAUUUGAACCAAGCGGAUCAUGGCCCUAAUUUAGAACGAGUUUGGGCUCGGGUCAGUUUCAUGGAUGUGGAUAAUGAUCAAAUUCGGGAUUUGUUGAGUAAUGAUGGGUUGAAUCGGGUGGAUUUUGAGGUUAAUCCAGAUCCGCAGCACAAGGACUUCGGACGCAACACGGUCUUGCGAGGGCUGACCGUCAUCGAUUGUCACGGAACGGAGGAUGUGCUCCGAUGUCUGGAGAUCGGAUUGACCGUCCACCGGAUCCGAUUGAACUCGUCUCAUGACAUCCUGAGCGAUCUGGCUCGAGGUUCGCACAACAUUUUCAGUGCACAAUUCAUUCAGCAAUAUCGCGAAGGUGAGGUGAUCAAACGGGUGACUUCCACGUUGAGAUUCGUGGAUUUGGCGCCUUCGGAUCAGUUGUUUUCCCCUCAUUCGCGAUUACCUCCCGGGCCCAAGACCAUUAACCAUGGCCUUCUAGCUCUGACCAACGUUGUGUCGGCUCUAGGCGAUGCCCGUUUGAAUACGAGCACUCCUUUUUAUAACGAUUCGUUGCUAACGAAAAUCCUGACCGACGCUCUCGGCGGCUCAAGUCUAAUGGUCUUAUUCUGUUGCGUGUCGCCUUUGGAGCGGGAUCUCACUGAGACCGUGAGUGCCCUGGAAUUUGCGCGGAAGGCCUCCAAUAUUAGAAACCAGCCGCGACCCAACGUUUCCUUUCUGUCAUCAAACCAGGGUCGCCGAGAUUCAGAGAUGUCCGGAAUGCGAAGUGCUUCCAUCAAUCAUGGCGUUCUGCCCCCCAUUUCCACUUACUCAAACUCCAAACCCAGCUCGUUGAUCGGCUUUCCCGCCGAACCACCUCUUCUCGCUCCUGCCCAGUCUGUGAUAAACUCGCCUCCUUCCGCAAUGCUCAAUGAUCCCGUCCUUUUGGCCAUCCAUAUCCAACAGCUUCAAUUGCAGCAACAUUACAAUCAAAUCCUCGCCUCACGCACCAAUAGCAACACGUGGAUCAAUCCCCAACUCGUGUCUCAACCUCCGCUCAUUCCACCAGGACCACCUGGUUCCACUUUCCACCCCAUCCCUCUCCCCGGAAAUGCCACUUCUUUAUCCAAUUCGUCGCUAGCCAGUCCAUUUGCCUUGCACUCACCACUACCCGUCAGUUAUUACAUGUCCGCUCCGCCGCCGGAUCCGGCUUCAGUUCCCGUAAGUAUCGACACUGAAGAAUUGGAGCGAAUGAAUCGCGAACUGCCCAACAUAGAGGAUGGUGAUUUGAAUGAAGAGGAUCCCAAGAUAGCCAAUGUGGUUCGACAGAAGCUAGAAAGUAUUGUCGAAGAAUCCGAAUCGCCUCUAGCGAAUUCCAGUGUGAAAAUCCGAUCAAGUCCGUCAGACUCGGACUCGCCCUCUGAAUUGAGUGAACCGGAGGAGGAUUCAGAGGAAGAAGACUUUGAUUCUGAGGCCUCUGUGAAUUCGUGCAAUGAACGGCCCAAUCUGGAAGAUAUCUGGAGUCAAGUCCGUGAUGAGACGGAUAAAGUCACCACUAAAUACCAACUCGAUCUUCUGACCGUCUUAAGAUUGGCGGACGGAGGUGGAAAAGUGAGUAAUGAAAAGUCCCAGCAGGUGAAACACUUGGAAGAGACGAAUCUCCGCUUGACUCAACAAUUGCAAAUCGAAAGCUUGCACAAGCAAUCUCUGGAGAGUGAAUUGUGUCAGAUGAUGAAGAACAUGGAGGUAGUGAGUGCACAAUUCCAAGAAUUGGAAAAGAAAAGCCUCGAAAACCCAAGUCCACUUCAUUCUUCAUCUAAAAGUAUUAGUAGCACUUGUGCCCUUGCCAAUGGACCAGCAGUGAUUCCUCCAGAUCCUUGGAGACAAUCGAUCUCGUUAAACGCGGAUCUGUUGAGGACGGCCAAAGAUAAACUGAUAGAAGAAAGAGCCAUUUUGGAAGAAGAAUUCCAAAAUGUCAAGCGACGAUUGGUCGACACUCAAGAUGACAAGCUCCUCUAUGAGGCCACUUUGACCGAUCUCGAGGCCAGUGAGGCCAAAAGAGCUCAACUAGACGAAUUGUUACUAGGCUGUGAUUGGGCCAUCGACUUCAAGAACGACCUGAGAAACGGCCAGGCCAUCGAUUAUUCCACGGCCAACUCCGAUUUCUCCGACGAGUUGCUCAUGAAAGUCAUUUGCGAAUUAGUGCCCGAAGAGAGGAACGCUCUCAUUCAUAAAUUUCUGAAUCGCUGCGUGGAUCUCCGAGUGGAGCAAGCCGUUUUGGAACGGCAUUGUGACACGCUUACUUUCAAUAUCGAAGAGUACAAACGUGAAUCCAACAAUUUGUUUCAUCGCUUGGUGCUCAAAUCCCAAAAGUACAAAGAGGCAUUAAAGACUCAAGAGCGGGAGAAUGCCAAGAAGACCAAAGUGCUCACCAAUAUUAUAGAGGAAUUGCGGGAAGAGGUUCGGAAUCUCGAAGAACGGAAAAAGGAUCUGAAGCAAAACAACCAUCUCCUGAUGAACUUCUACCGCCAUCACCGUCAUUGUGGUAAUAAUAGUAGUGGGGCCUUAGCCAAAGAAGCCACCAAAACCACGCCCACUUCCAACAAGCCCUCGGUCGAGAUUCGGGAUCAGAAACUUGUGAUUAGCAAGCCAGAUAACCCGCCCCGUUGAUAUGACAAGCUCAUUCAAUCAGCAAUCGGUGGUUGAGAGUGACUAAUGGAACAAUGCUCUCUAACAAUGCAAUAUGUUUAUCCGUUUAUACUUUCAUAAUAAGAAUAAUUCAAAAGUAAGCUCA